UUCCUGCAUAGUAUGGGUAGCCAUGCCGGGAAACCGCUUGCGGGACGGGACAAAUGAUGAUGAUGGAUGAACAGCAGUUCCCUCGGGUCGAUGGCCCCUAAUCGUCUUAUAGACUCUUGCUUCUCCUCUUUCCUGGGUGAUUGUCUGCUGUGGUUGAGUACAAGGGGGAUUGCAUACCGAAUGUGAAAGUCCAGAGAAGCUGGGUUCAAUAUGCCGGUUGAUAGAGGGCCUGAGUUGGCCAGUGUCUUGGGUCUGUUCCUUGGUCUUGCUACACUUUUCGUAUGUCUGAGACUAUACGUUAAGACAUUCUUAAGCAAGAGUUGGGGAAUUGAUGAUGCAUUGCUCAUUGUGGCAUUGAUAUUCUUCGCCACUUACUGCUCAUGCUCCGCAACUGGAGUCCAUUACGGAACCGGCCAACAUAUCACCGACAUCCCACUCGAACAUAUCCCUAAAGCUCUGUAUUACUGGUGGCUCUGUGAGCUCUUCUAUACAGUAACAACCGUCUUCAUCCGCCUCUCAAUCGCCGUCUUCCUGCUCCGAAUAUGCGUGAAGCCAAUCCACAAAUACAUCGUUUACGGGACCUUAAGCAUGGUGAUCGUCUUCUCGACCUUCUACUUCUUCCUAGUCCUCUUCCAAUGUUCACCAUACAGCUACUUCUGGGGUCAAUACGAGGGCAAGAAAGGAUCGUGCAUCAAUCCCGCAGCCGUUCCUGAUGCUAGCAUCACACAUUCAGUCGUAUCAUUCACGGCAGAUUGGAUCCUUGGCCUGUUACCAAUAGUACUCAUCUAUGACCUCAAAAUGAAUGUUCGAACCAAGGUCUCAGUGGCAGGGCUACUUGGACUUGGAUUACUCGCCGGCAUAGCAGCCAUGAUCCGCAUCCCAUUCAUCAAAACCCUAGCCCUAACAGACGACUUCCUCUUCGCCACCACCGACGUCGCAAUCUGGUCAACCGUCGAACCGGGCCUCGGCCUCAUGGCCGUCGGCGGCGCCACCCUCCGCCCCCUCUUCCGCUCCUUCUACAACCUCUCCACCCGCGGCGGCAACACGCUCCCUCGCUCCGGCUACAUGAAGAACCCCGACACGCCGAUCCAGCUGCGGAACGACGUCGGCGGCAAAGGCACCGUGACCAGUAUCCGGAGCCCGUUCGGGGAUUCGAGUGAGGCUGUUGGCGGCAGCGGCGGCGGUGGUGGUCCCAUGGGCAUUAAUGUGCAGAAGUCGGUGGUGGUUAGUCGGGCGGAGAGUGAGGCUAGUUCGUUGAGUGGGGAUGCGAUGCCGUGGGGGGAGCUGAAGGGGAGGGGGGAUAUGGUUUAGAUUUAGGUUGGGUUUUGCUUUGUUUGGUGCUAGGGGUUCGGGGUGUAUGGGAAUGGGAACGGGAACGGGAAUCGGAAAGGGGUGUAAAGUAAGGAAGCGGC
Mollisia scopiformis is the source of this 1412-nucleotide messenger RNA. RefSeq lists its product as uncharacterized. The record is from RefSeq and is a predicted model, not a curated record. Bases 211 to 1311 code for a protein of 366 amino acids. The transcript is spliced from 5 exons. NCBI's taxonomy places the organism in Eukaryota, Fungi, Ascomycota, Leotiomycetes, Helotiales, Mollisiaceae.